GCGCGAAAAGUAGAAAUAUUCCCGCGGUUUCCGAUGAUAUUUCUUUUUAUAAUAAAUCCCAUUGUCCCACCUCCUUCCAGGAAGCACCUGUGUGUCCGUGUUUAGUGUCCAGGUGUGGAGCUUGUUGUUGGUGUGUGAAGAAACUACUGACUGAAGUCCACAUGAAGAUGAUGAUGGUGGAAGAGGAGGACAGAGCAGAGUCUGCAGGAUCCAGCUGUCCGUCUGUGAGGAGUGACCGGUCCAAAAAUCGACCUCCACUCUUCAGUGCUGAACCUGGACCAACGAGAGGUCAGAGGUCACUGUCUCUAGUGUCAAGCUAUCUGUCUGUGAGGAGUGACCGGUCCAAACAUCUCCCUCCAUAUUUCAGUAAUGAAACUGGACCAAAGAGAGAGAGGAAGAGGAAGAGGAGUGGUGUUUGUGAGGAGGAGCAGCUGUCCUGCUGUGCUUUGUGUCAGGACGUCCUGAAGGAUCCAGUCACUACCAGCUGUGGACACUGGUUCUGCAGACAGUGCAUCUCCUCAUACUGGGACCAGUCUGCUUCAUCAGGAGACUCCGCCUGUCCCCAGUGUGGAGAAAGAUCCAGAUCCAGAGCUGGACUGCAGACAGCCAGUCAGAGCAGCUGUGUACAAACAGAUGUUGGUCUGCAGGAGGUUUUAGAUGAACAUAAGAUCAGUCUGAGGAGGAGAUGUGAACGUGUGACUGAAGGAAGUGAUGAAACAGGAAGUAGAACCCUCCUCAACACGAUCUACACUGAGCUCUACAUCACAGAGGGACAGAGUGAAGAGGUUCAUACCCAACAUGAGGUGAGGCAGCUGGAGACAGCUUCCAAGAUGGACGCCCUCCAUGACACUCCAAUCAGAUGCCAGGACAUCUUUAAAGCCUUCCCUGACCAACAGAGACCCAUCAGAGUGGUUCUGACCAACGGCGUGGCUGGUGUUGGAAAAACCUUCUCAGUGCAGAAGUUCACUCUGGACUGGGCAGAGGGCUUGGAGAACCAACAUGUCAGUGUGGUGGUUCUGCUUUCAUUCAGGGAGCUGAACCUGAUCAGAGAUGAGCAGUACAGUCUCCUGGAGCUGCUCCAUGUUUUCCAUCCAACAUUACAGAAGGUCACAGCAGAGAAGCUGGCUGUCUCUCAGCUUUUGUUCAUCUUUGACGGCCUGGAUGAAAGCAGACUUUCAUUGGAUUUCACCAACAGGAAGCUGCUGUCUGAUGUCACACAGAAGUCAUCAGUCAGCCAGCUGCUGACAAACCUCAUCCAGGGGAAUCUGCUUCCCUCGGCUCUCGUCUGGAUAACUUCCCGACCUGCAGCAGCCAAUCAGAUCCCUCCUACAUGUGUCGACAGGCUAACAGAAGUACGAGGCUUCACUGACGCCCAGAAGGAGGAGUACUUCAGGAGGAGAUUCAGUGAUGAAGAGCUGUCCAGCAGAAUCAUCUCCCACAUGAAGACAUCCAGGAGCCUCCACAUCAUGUGUAGUAUCCCAGUCUUCUGCUGGAUCACUGCUACAGUUCUGGAGCACAUGUUGACUACAGAGCAGAGAGGAGAGCUGCCCAAGACCCUGACUGACAUGUACUCACACUUCCUGCUGGUUCAGACAAAGAGGAAGAAGAACAAGUACCAUGAGGGACAUGAGACGAGUCCACAGGAGCUGACGGAGGCUGACAGGGAAGUUCUUCUGAAGCUGGGGAGGCUGGCGUUUGAACAUCUGGAGAAAGGAAACAUUAUGUUCUACCAAGAAGACCUGCAGCAGUGUGGUCUGGAUGUGACAGAGGCCUCGGUGUACUCAGGAGUUUGUACAGAGAUCUUCAAAAGAGAGUGUGUGAUCUUCCAGAAACCAGUCUACUGCUUUAUUCAUCUGAGCAUUCAGGAGUUUCUGGCUGCAGUCUACAUGUUCCACUGUUACACCAGCAGGAAGUCAGAGGUGCUGAAGAAGUUCCUGGGGAACGAUUAUAAUGAGUCAUCUCUGAAUGUUUUCCUGAGCAGAGUCGUGCAGAAAUCCGUCCAGAGUAAAAAUGGCCACCUGGACUUGUUUGUUCGCUUCCUUCAUGGCCUCUGUCUGGAGUCCAACCAGAGACUCUUAGUAGGUCUGCUGGGUCAGACAGAGAACAGUCCAGAAACCAUCCAGACAGUCAUCAAUAACCUGAAGAAGAUAAACAGUCAUAACAUCUCUCCUGACAGAAGCAUCAACAUCUUCCACUGUCUGAUGGAGAUGAACGACCUCUCAGUACAUCAGGAGAUCCAAGAGUUCCUGAAGUCAGAGAACAGAUCAGAGAAGAAACUCUCUGAGAUCCAGUGCUCAGCUCUGGCCUUCAUGCUGCAGAUGUCAGAGGAGGUUCUGGAUGAGUUGGAUCUGAAGAAGUACAACACAUCAUGGCAGGGACGACUGAGACUGAUUCCAGCUGUGAGGAACUGCAGAAAGGCUCGCAUGAUUCACUGUGGACUCUCAGAGACUCACUGUGAAGUUGUGACCUCAGCUCUGAAGUCCAACCCCUCCCAUCUGACAAAGCUGGACAUGAGUGGAAACAAGCUGCAGGAUUCAGCAGUGAAGCUUCUGUGUGCUGGACUGGAGAGUCCAAACUGUCGACUGGAGACUCUGAGCUUGAAGGACUGUGGUUUGUCAAAGAUCAGCUGUGAUUAUCUGGCAGCAGCGCUGAAGUCCAACCCAUCGUAUCCCAGAGUACUGGACCUGAGUGGAGACUACAACAACCUGCAGGAUUCAGGAGUGAAGCAGCUGUGUGGUUUUCUGGAGAAUCCACGAUGUCGAUUCGAAACUCUGAGUUUGGUGAGCUGUGGUUUGUCAGAGAUCAGCUGUGAUUAUCUGGCAGCAGCACUGAAGUCCAACCCCUCCCAUCUGAGAGAGCUGGACCUGAGGUACAACUACAAGCUGCAGGAUUCAGGAGUGAAGCAUCUGUGUGGUUUUCUGGAGAAUCAAACAUGUGGACUUAAAACUCUGAGAUUGAAGAACUGUUGUUUGUCAGAGAUCAGCUGUGAUUAUCUGGCAGCAGCACUGAAGUCCAACCCCUCCCAUCUAAGAGAGCUGGACCUGUGGGGAAACAAGCUGCAGGAUCCAGAUGUGAAGCAGCUGAGGGAUCUUAAGAAGCAUCCAGACUAUAGACUGGAGAUUCUGAGACUGAGUCUCUGUAACCUGUCAGAGAGAAGUUGUGAAGCUCUGUCCUCAGGUCUCAGCUCUCAGUCCUCUAAUCUGAUCAAGCUAGACCUGAGUAACAAUGACCUGCAGGAUUCAGGCGUGAAGUUUCUGUCUGAAGGACUGAAGAAUCCACACUGUAAACUGGAAACUCUCAGUCUGUCAGGCUGUCUGAUCACAGAGGAAGGUUGUACUUCUCUGGCCUCAGCUCUGGAUUCCAACCCCUCCAAUCUGAGAGAGCUGGACCUGAGCUACAAUCAUCCAGUAGACUCAGGAAUGAAGCUGCUGUCAGCUGGAUUGAAGGAUCCAGGCUGGAAACUGGACACUCUCAGGUAUGGAGAGAAUAUCUGAUAGAGGAGGAAGAGUACAUAGAUAUUUAUGUAGUGGGUCUCCAAGGAGUCUGUUUGCAGGAACAUUUAGGUCACAGGUGUACCUGAGAUAGAUCCCACUGUGUACCUAAUAAAGUGACAAAGAGGCAGACAGGAGCAGCUAACAUUUGGAAAUGGAAGCUUAAAUAAUGACAAACUCUACAUUCACAGCUGAAUUCACAAUAAAUUUGUUCUCAAGUUUACAUUUUUCUAUUAUUGUUCUCAAACAACAGAAUGAGAAUGAAAUAUUGAUUCUAACAGGGCCCAUAAACAGCAUUAGCUUAGCAGCAUUAGCUUAUCAGAGUUUCCAUCAUGGUCACACAAAUCCUUCACAAACUAAAGUGGCCUACUUAGUAUUAUCUCCUCACAUCGUUGUUACCCAACGGAAAAGAAUAUUAGUAUUAGCUACUAUCAUUUUUAAUAAGUAAGAGAAAACAGUAUUAGCAUUAUUGGAUAAUGCUAACCCACAUUAACUUAGCAUUAGCUAUUUACAACAGCGUACUUAGAAUUAGCCGCUCGCAUUGUUAAAAAGUAAGGGAAAAGAGUAUUGGCAUUCGCGCAUAAUGCUAAUUCACGUCAAAGUAGCAUUUAACAAAUUGUAUUAGCAUUAGCUGCUAAUAAUUAUUCACUCCUAAUUGGAGUUAGCCCCUAAUGGCAGCCUACUUAGCAUUAACUCCUGACAUCGUUAUAAUGCAGGGGAAAAGAGUUACCAUUAUUUGAUAAUGCUAAUUCACAUCAAAUUAGCAUUAGUUAAUAACUGUAGACUGCAUAUCAUUAUUUGCUGUCAUUCUUACAAUACAAACAGUAUGACCAUUAGCUGCUAAUGCUUUUUCAUCUAAAAUUAGAAUUAGCCACUAAUGGCAUCCUAUUUAGCAUUAACUCUUCACAUCGAAGGGGAAAAGUUAAAAUUGAAUGAAAAAAAAUGUUCAUUUUUGUUACUCAUAUUGUUAAAAGGAAGAAAAAACAUUGUUAGCAUAAGCGGAUAAUGCUAAUUCACCUCAAAUUAGCAUUAGCUAAUAACGGCAACCUGCUUAGCAUUAGCUGGUCACAUUGUUAUAAAGCAAGAAAAUAUGGUAUUGGCAUUAGCUGCCAAUUCCUAUUCACCUAAAAUUAGCAUUGGCCACUAAUGGCAGUCUACUAAACAUUAAACACUCACUAAUUUAAUGCUAAUUCACGUCAAGUUAGCACUAGCUGCUAGCAUCAGCCUACCUAGCAGUAGCUGCUCACAUUAUUAAAAGGGAAGGGGAAAGUGUUAGCAUUAUCUGAUAAUGUUAACUCACAUCAAAUUAGCAUUAGCUAGUAAUGGCAGCCUACUUAGCAUAACUCCUCACAUCAUUAUAAUGCAAGAGAAAUUAGUUAGCAUUAUUUGAUAAUGCUAAUUCACAUCAAAUUAGCAAUAUUUAGUAUUAGCUGCGUACAUUGUUAUAAAUCAAGAGAAUAUGGUAUUAGCAUUAGUUGCCAAUGCUUAUUUACCUAAAACUAGCAUUAGCCACUAAUGGUAGCCUAUUUAGCAUAAACUUCUUAAUGUUAAAUAAAGUUAAUUAAUGCUAAAUAGGCUUAACUGAAAUAAAAGUAGUGUUAGCAUUAGCUGCUGAUAUUGUUAAAAUAUAAUAAAAAGUA
Molecule: messenger RNA, 5131 nt
Organism: Oreochromis aureus
Lineage: Eukaryota; Metazoa; Chordata; Actinopteri; Cichliformes; Cichlidae
Product: NACHT, LRR and PYD domains-containing protein 12-like
Exons: 11
Coding region: 162-3494 (1110 amino acids)
Molecular function (GO): protein binding
Source: RefSeq, a predicted model, not a curated record